Messenger RNA from Hyaloperonospora brassicae, 513 nucleotides. The record is from the annotation of a GenBank genome assembly. NCBI's taxonomy places the organism in Eukaryota, Oomycota, Peronosporomycetes, Peronosporales, Peronosporaceae.
AUGAAGCCAAAAGACGUGCUCGAGAUGGUUCGAGAUUGGAAUGGCGGGAUAGUCUUGUGGAUUCGCUACACCGAGCUGAUCAGGAAGGAAAAGGGUCACAAGGCGUUUCCCGUUGAGAAAACGUUGAAACUUUUGGACGAUCGUGCCCCAGAAAAAUCUGACUGGUACUACGUAGGUAUGUUUGACGAAAUGAGGAAGCAUGAAGACGUGCAGGAGCUAGCUGACACGAUGCAGAAACUUCGUUACAAUCAAAUGAUCAAGGAGGAGGGUGUUGAUAUCAGUCAAUUCGCGCGCCGUGUGCACACUAAAGAAGAGCCGAUCAUCAGCUUGAAGAAAGACUCCCCCACCUAUCGCGCUUAUCGAGCCUUCGUCUUAGAAUAUGCAGCUAUUGCAAGCAAGGAUCUGCAAAAGGCAACGGACCAUUUGUUAACAACAAUGCGAGGAGAUGAGCUGGCCAAGUACUUGAUCGAGUUGGAAGAAUACGUCCGUUUGUUCCUUCGUAGUGGUACAUAA